Messenger RNA from Spizellomyces punctatus DAOM BR117, 867 nucleotides. RefSeq lists its product as uncharacterized. The record is from RefSeq and is a predicted model, not a curated record. The transcript is spliced from 2 exons. Lineage: Eukaryota; Fungi; Chytridiomycota; Chytridiomycetes; Spizellomycetales; Spizellomycetaceae. The coding region runs from base 13 to 684 and encodes 223 amino acids.
GCAAUUAACACCAUGGCCGACGACGACGACUUUGACGUGGACAAGUACCUACGUCUUGAGGCAAACAGCUUCAACCAAGAUCAAGAGGUCGACCGGAUCCUAAAGCUCCACGCCCAAACCCGCAACCCGCUCGAGAUCCUUGACCAUCCCCCUUCCGUUUUCAUAACUCUUCAAGUAGAUGACCGUGCAGUCAAGGUCUCGUACCGGAAGCGAUCCCUCCUUCUCCACCCCGACAAAUGCAAGCAUCCCCGUGCACAAGAGACAUUCGAAAUACUCAAAAAGGCCGAGAGUGAGCUAAUGGAUGAGGAAAAACGAAAAACUCUUAUCGGGUUUGUGACGGAUGCGCGGGAUGGCAUAUUUCAGAAGCGCGGUAUCAAGGGGCCCGUUGUAGUGACAGAAGAAAGAUGGAAAACAUUGAUGAAUGAUAAGGAACUGAUCGCCGCGAUUCGGAUGGAGACACGACGAAUGUUUGCUGAUGAUGAGAGUAGGAUCAAGAUGCGCAUGAAAAACGAGUUUGAUAGACGUGCCGCAGAGGCAGAGCAAAAGUUGCAGGAAAGGAAGCAAAAACAAGAACACGACAAAUUGUGGGAGGAGACAAGGGAAGAGAGGGUGGGGAAUUGGAGACAGUUUAUGAAGAAGGGUGCAAAGAAGAAGAAGCGAAAGGAGGACUCUAAGCCAUAUUGAACGGAUCGCUGUAAGCUAUGUUUUUGGAUAAAUAGACACUUUGCAGACUGUCGUGCGUUGUUUUGGAUUGUUGCCAUAUACGCCCAUGAUCGCUUACCUGCUACCCUCGGACCAAUGACGGUCCACUCACCCAUUCCUGUUAUAUGCUGGGCAGUAAUAUACGGAUAUGAACCUGUUUCUGCA